This is a messenger RNA of Saprolegnia parasitica CBS 223.65, 1444 nucleotides long. RefSeq lists its product as hypothetical. Gene Ontology annotation, cellular component: peroxisomal membrane; peroxisomal importomer complex. The record is from RefSeq and is a predicted model, not a curated record. Gene Ontology annotation, biological process: protein import into peroxisome matrix, docking. The transcript has 7 exons. NCBI's taxonomy places the organism in Eukaryota, Oomycota, Saprolegniomycetes, Saprolegniales, Saprolegniaceae. Gene Ontology annotation, molecular function: signaling receptor binding. The coding region runs from base 1 to 1347 and encodes 448 amino acids.
AUGGAGACCACCGACGUUGCGCCGACGCCCGCGUCCAUUGACACCGAGAAGGUCGCCAGCGGCGUCCGCUUCCUAAGCCACCCGGACGUGCAGGCGACGCCGUUGGCUGAGCGUCUUGAGUUCCUCGAAAAGAAGGGACUUUCGCGAGCGGAGAUCAACUCUGCCGUCGAGGCGCAUCACCAAGCUAACCUUGCGCUCGCCAAAUCUGCACCGGCGCCAGCGUCAUCUACGAUCUGGUCUACGAUUUUCCCUCUCGCAGGCACGACGGCCGCGCUCGGUUUUCUCUGGAAGUUUAUGCAAUACGACGAAGCUCAAAAGCUGGACACCGAAUCGGCCGUCGAUUACGCCCGUGCGCCCACAGCCUCGAACGAAACGGCGCUUGUCCAGGCGAUCCAAGCACAGACAGCUGAAAUGGUCAAGCUCAUGAGCAUCAUGCAACUCGAGGCCCAGGAGCGGCGAGCGUUGCUUUCCAGCCAAACAACAACGUCACAAAGUAUAACCGAGUUGCGCGCGGAGCUUUCGAGUCUCAAAGCGGCAGUGACCAAGCUGCAGCCGCUGAUCGCUGCAAACGUGAGCCCUGUCGCCAUGGAUGCACCCAACGCACCCACGGAGUUGGCGCCGGUUCUCGAUGCGUUAGCUGACUUUCAGACGAAAGCAUCCAAGAUGCUUGACGCUCUUCGCCUCGUCGAGCUCAACAACGACGCUGACGUCAUUAAACAGGCGGCUGGCAUUCUCAUCAUGUACACCAAGAAUUUGGUUGAGCAACCGGACGUACCACGGUACCGACGCAUCGCGACGGGCAAUGCAAACUUCAAGCAAAAGAUCGAACCCCUUCAGCACCAUGUUGCUCUACUUACGAGCAUUGGGUUCGAGAAGGUCGGCAUGAGCAUGGAAUGGAAGUGGCACGGUCAGCCGUCGAACUUGACGAUUUUAAAAGCCGCAGUCUCCGCUUUUGAGAGUGCGGCCGCCAACAACGGUGAUGUGCUCUCGCUCGCAGCUGAGAAUUUUCUCUCGGCACACGCGCCAUCGGCAAUUGUCGUCGAGUCUGCAGUGGCAACAACGAUUGAGACCCCAAACCUGGAAUCGUUCUUGCAAAAGCUCGGUGCGAAGCAAGAUGUCAAGCACAAGGCGGCGCGCAGCGAGCUCGAUGACGUCAGUGGUAGCUCUAUUAUCCCAAGCACCGAGCCGAGCUACCCUACGUCUUUCGCGGAUGUCAUGAAGAUGGUUCAGAACGGCGAAGAGGUUCCCGGCAUCCGCACGAUCGAAGACAAGCUUUCAACGGAAGCGCAAGCCCGCUUGGACACGCCACCGGUUGCGACAGCGGUUACGAAGCCGUGGGCCAAGUAAUUCUAGCUGCAUGAUGCAGAUACAUUAAGUGUACACCCACCGAUGCAUAUGUGAAAUUAUCAGAGUCUGUCGUAAAUGGUAACGAGCACGCCACGAA